Molecule: messenger RNA, 20402 nt
Organism: Lymnaea stagnalis (great pond snail)
Lineage: Eukaryota; Metazoa; Mollusca; Gastropoda; Lymnaeidae
Source: the annotation of a GenBank genome assembly
CUUUUAGUCACAUGACUGAUUGAAAAAUGGCGACAAUCUCCAGUGGAAGUAUAUUCGCCGGGAGAAUUCGCUCGGGAUCAGAAAAAUUUGCCUCUGUUGAUGCAGAUGGAAACAAAGUGGAGGUUUUUAAGUUUUGAUGAUACCUUUUAUCCCCAUUUCAAAAUUGAAACCGAUACAUAUUUUUGUCUCCCAAGCAUUAGAUUUCAUUAGAGUAUUUAGUGUCUAGAAACAUGGUGAGAGAGAAAGAAGUAAACAACAAACAAUUUAAUUUAAUUUAUAAAUUUUAUUACAAAUUUUUAUAAAGUUCCAAGCGAAGUUGUUAAUGCAGUUGGGCCUAAGCCUAAGUGCAACCCCCAACCCAAGUGUUAAGUUCAAAUUCAACUAAGACUAAGGCAUUUAAAAAUGAUCGAAUUAUUGAUCAUUUACUUUAUUCAAAUAUUGGAUAAUUGAUUGAUACUUUUACUUACUUAGGACUUAGUUUCCUCUACUUAGUUGUCUUAGUAGGGAUAACAAUACUUGUUCACGCACAGUUCUGCGCAUGUCCUAAAAUGUCGAUAAAAUGUGUUCUACAAUAUGGCGUACGGCUACACGGUAUCUUUGGAAAAUUGCAUACUACGUAGCCUUUGUUUAUUAAAUAAUGCUUUCCUCAUCAGUGACGUAUCAGUUUUUGUGUUCCGGUGAUAUAUUGAUUUAUGCCACUAGAUUUUUUUGUGUAUCCCGGACAGUAUUAUUAUAAUGACUCGGUUAGUAUAUAAAUCGUAUAAAAUACUUUUUUACUAGUUAAGCAACCAAAAUAAGGUUUAGUUAUACCCAAUCUACAUUCAUUUUAAGACUUUUUUCAUUAUUUGAGUUAUUAUCUUGACUUUGUCUAUAAAAAGUUAUGCAUCCCACGAAGGAGUGGGGGUACAAAAUUGUCAUUUUUUUAUUUUGAUCAAGAAGCCGGAAAUGGCUGCUAUCACUGUGAUUCGUUAAUGUUAAAUCCUUAAACAGCUAAAUAAUGAUAAGACGUUUAAAAUGAAUAAUUUUAAGAAAAGAUUAUAACCAAAGUUUAAUUAUGUAGUAACCAAGGGUUGGUUUUAAGUUUUAUUUAUUACGUUAAAAAUUGUGUACGGUACCGGUAGACAGUUUAUCGUUCUUCAUAAUUAUUGAAUCAAUAUUUAAAUUUAAUAGUGUUAUAAUAGUAAUGUCAAUAAUAAUAAUCGUUUUUCUCUUAAUAAUUAUUUCAGAGAAUAUUACUAAAAUUAGGCCGAUAUAUCAGUUAUAAUUAUAAACAACUGUUAUUAUAAUCCUGCCUAAGCUUAAUUUUUCAUAAUCAUAAUUCUAUUACUAGUACUACGACAAUCAAGAACCACACUUACUAAUAAUAUAUUUUUUAGUUAAGCAUAUAUAUAACAGUUUUAUUAAAAUACAUCAAAUAAAUAAACAAGAAUCAAACAACAUCAUCGUUGUAAUUAUAUUUUUUAUUAGAACAUAGAAAAGCAGUACAUAGACAAUUAUUUAAUUUAUCAAAUAACAUUUUUUAAUAAAUUAGUCUCAUCAUCAUAGAUGAUUUUGAGUAUUUUUUAUUUAUAAUUACAUGCGUUCCAAUUUAUAUAUAUAUAAAAAGACUACUUACCUUUUUAUAAAUAUAAUAAUUGAUUUAAAAUGUAAAUCAAGCAUAAUAAAAUUAGUUAAAAUUCAAUAAACAUGUUAUUUUUUCGUUUUUUCCUGUAUAGUGAUGAUUUUCCCAAUUUUUCUGUUCACUUUUUUCUGAACAUACCCACAAAUAAAUAAUUUAAAAAAAUAAAAGUCUUGAUGUUAUGUAAAAGUUUUGUUGUUUAUUGGGUUGUAUAUUGCAUUGAGAUUGUCUCCUGAAAAUUUGGUAGCAUUAUCUUUUAAAAUCCAAAAGUUUUGGGCAAAAUAAGGCAGAAAUUUGGAAAGUGGGUCACACAUUUUUUCAGUUAAAUACUAAGAUAAAGAAGGGGGUCUUAAAAAAUCACCAAAAAAAUCAUAACUCCACUUCUAUAAAAGAUAGAAAGAUGAAAUUGAUGUUGUUGUAAAGCUUAUAGCUAGCCCUUUAAAAUGAUGUAUCAUUCAUGUCGAUCGGACAAUAUUUAAAUUUUGUGUCAAAGUACCUAGUCUUAGUCCUUAGUAAUAUGGGGGAGAGACUGCAAUCAUGUUAGGUCUUGGUAGAUAGAACAUCUAUCAAAUAAGGAAAUAAGCGAAACAAAGUAACGUAAUGUUAAUGUUUUGUUGCUUCUUUUUUUUUUCAGGCUUUCCCUUACUUACUUUUUUAUGCUUAUCUUCUGGCCAAUGUACUAUCACUUUUAUAGGCCUACGUAUUACUUGCAGUUACAGUACAGUAACACUAACAGUAAUUCAAAUGGGGGUAGAAUUGGAUGAGAGGGGUCAUGAUGUAGGGCUAGAGAUGGGAACCAAACUUUACCCUGCUGACAACCAAACCAGAACCCUCCUGAUGACAGAACCAAACUCAAACUUCAAAAUCCCUAAGUAUGAACCAACCCGAACAAACCUAUUGAUACUUAUUAUAACCAAUGUUUUACGAAUGUGGCAGGUACCAGAAAUGCUUAUAUUUAUAUUUUAAUCCUAGAACACCCCCCCCCCCCACCCCUUCCUAAACACCAUUUCACGUGUAGGCUUGAUUUCUAUAAUGCGUGACAAAUUAAACAAAACCACUGUAGCCGACUCCUUUUAUCCAGUGUGACCUUAAGCCGCUACUGAACCCAACCCAAACUUAAAUUAUUAAUGAACCCAACCUUGACAUGAACUUUUUAAAGAAGGGUUCAAUUCCCAUCUCAAUAAAAUAGCACCCAUGUUGUAUACUACUUUUUUGACAUGACUGCCAUCUUUGUUGCAAAGUCAGCAGACACAUAAAAAAACAGUAUUUCACAACACAGUGGUAAAAGGAGAAAAUUAGCGAUACAUUUGGUCCAUGGCAGACAUAGCAACUUUAUUCUAUCCCUCUAGCUAUGUGGAAGAAGUGUAAAUUACAUGCGGUUUCCCCUUUCUUGACAUAAUUUCAGUCCGUACAUUUAUUUUGAGUCAAACAUAGUCCCCCGUAGAUAUGCUGCAAGAAGUGUUAAUGACAUGUGGCCACUCCCGCCCCUCAAGUAUCAUUAAACCUCGGCUCUCACUAAACCUCUGCUUUCCAUGUGUGCUAGUUACACAUUGUGUUGAAAAUUGUAAAGCGGAAAUAUGCAAUAAAGAAUUUUGAAUUGUUUAUCAAAAUAUUAAAAAUGAUGCAAACCAAACUUACAGCUUCAUGGAAUACACUUUUACACACUUUAUUCCACCAAAAGUAAAACACAAUGUCAGUGAAUUGAUAAAAGUGAUAAACCUUUUAUCAAGAUGACCAGACUUCUGCUACAAUCACUCCCAAUAUUUUACCUUGCAUUCAAAUAUUAAUUAAAAAUUAUGAUGAUGAAAUCAUCGAUCUCAUCAUCAAUCGGUGUGUCCCUUUGUAAACAAAGGGCAGCUCACUCAUUAAAACAAAACAUGUAAACGCAUCAUGACCCUCGUGCUCUAUUUUGAUCCUAUUGGGCUAUAAGUAUGUUAUAAGUUAUAUUUGUAGCUAUAGGCAUAGGCUUAAUAUAGGUUAUAUAGCAUUUUUUAUAGACAGGAGGCCUAAAGCCCUAAUAGCUAUACACAUAAAAAAUAAGCCAUAUAUAUAGCAUAUGAAGAGGAUUAAAAAUGCGGCCCCCUCGCAAAAAAAAAUUGCAGCCAAUAGCGUGACCACCAUGAACAUUACUUUUGUUAAUGUUGAUUACUUACAUUAUAUGAAAGAUGUGUGUGUUUGGCGCAGUGUUGGGAAUUCUCAUUGAUAUUUAGUCAAGGUAGGCCAUGGGGUGUCAUUCAAGAUCUUGAAAGUCACAUCAUAUCUAGGGAGGGAAAGACGAUUCACACUUUCAUAUUGCUAUCUUAUCUACUUCUAAUAAAUGUAUUUAUUCAUUUUGUCAAAAUCUCUGAACAGCUUAGUAUUUAGGAAUCUAUUAUAAUAGUGAUUAGACUGUAAAUUCUAGUAUAUUACUUCUGUCUACUAGGGUUUCUCUUUUACUGAGGUUUCACUUAUCCCAGGAAAAUAGGACAAAAGUCACUCUCAUCUAGGGUUCUCAGGAAAUCCUGGGAUUUAAUUAAUGUAAUUAUAUAUAUUUAAACUGAAUUAAACUAUACAAGAGUUGGUUUUAAUAAUUGCUUAAUUGCUUUUGUCUAUUGAAUGAAAAACAAUGUUAAGCUUACUUGAGAGGUGGGUCACUUGCUACUAAUUGAUUCAUUUCCCUGUGCUUAACCCUAUUAAUAGAUAGCUAGAUAAUAACAUGAUUUUUAAGUUAAAGACUGAUAUGACUUGUAGAAAAAUCCUUUACACUUUUAGUGAGUUUUGUAUUCUUUACAGGUCACAAAUUCUAGUCGUAAAUCAACAUUUCUAUCUAUAUAUGUAGAAUUAUGACUUACUAAGUUAAUUUUUUAAGAAAUAAACACUAUUCAUAAGUAGUAAUCUUCAUGUUUUAGAAAUGUUACAUUAUAAAUUGUGAACUAUAGUUCCUAAGUAUGUUGUAUCUUUGCAGGUUGAAACUAGAGAAGAUGAAGAGCAAAAUAUUAAGCUACAACAAACAAUUGAUUUAUUACUUGCUGCUGGAUACUUUAGAGCUCGCAUAAAAGGGUUGUCUCCAUUUGAUAAAGUUAGUAUUUUAAAAAAAAGACUUAGAUGUAUUAUUAUUUCUAUGAAGAGUUGAUUAUUUAUACAAAUGUAACAUACUUUAUUGACAGAUUUCACAUUCUUUUCCUUUUCAUUGAGAGACUGCACAAAUGUUGGUUCAAUGCCUUUACUCAAUGCACACCUCAUCUCUGCCUCUAUUUACUUCAGCAAUUCAGGAUCUGUAUUUUGAAUACCAUUUUCAAUGCAGCCUGUCUUUAUUCAGAGUGAAGUUGAAAUGCCACAAUAGCUAGUUACAACAUUGCGUUUGGGAAAAUACAAGAAGAAUAAAUGAUUUUUUAAUAAGGCAAAUGUGUGUGUUAAAAAUAUAUUUUUGUUUACUGUUACUUACCAUAAUCAAAACAUUAUAGCUAGCAUUUCAGUUAUGUGUCAUUAGUAAACUGGGGAGUUAGCUGCUUUUAUUCAUACUUUCAUAAUCUCAUUUGUACUUACAACGUAGAUUUUUUAAAGUCCCGAAGGUGUUAGUUGAUCAGCCAAUAAUAGUGCAUUUAACAGCACUGUCAAAUAAUGAUAUAAAUGCAAAGAGAUUUUAUAGAUACUCAUUAUACAUAGUGCCAUGAUAAUUUUAAGUAAAGAAUAAGGAUCCUGCAUCAUCAAUUAUCAUAAAACAGGCCUUCUGAAAUGGGAGUUCAUGAAGAGUGACUUAGGUAGUCCCUGUUUUAUCACUGUCUAACUUAACAUGUUCCUUCCCAUCAGGUAGUUGGAGGAAUGACCUGGUGUAUCACCACAUGUAACUUUGAUGUUGAUGUAGAUUUGCUCUUUCAAGAAAACUCAACUAUAGGACAGAAAAUGUGAGUAUACUUAGUUUGAAAUCAAUGCAUUAGAAGAAAAAUAUUUUUGAAAAAAUUCUGGUGAGCUCAAAAAGUUUUGAACCACUGCUAUAGAGCUUAUGCUUUUUCUGGUUUUUUUUUAACAGUGAGGUGGUAUCAUUAUACAAGUUUCAUUUCAGAGCCAUUUGUUCCAAGGCAUUCAUUUAACUUUUUAAAAUGAUCACCUUCAUUAAUAUUUUAUGUCCUCAUGACUGACCACUAUUGGUUUGGAAAAAAAUGUUUAAGAACUUUUGAAAGAGCAUGCAUCACUCAGUCCGCAGCACUGUGUGCAUAUUAGAGUGCAAUGAAUAUACAUCUUUGGAGCAUCGCAAAUUUACAUUAUAGUCAGGGCCGGCCUUAGGCCACUGCAAACUAUGCGGCCGCAGUGGGCCCCACACUUUCAUAGGUCCUGCGCUAAUUGCGUGUAAAUUAUUAAAUUAAACCAUUAUAACUUAUAAUCAUGUAUUGGUCAGCGUGAUGACAUACGAAAGUUUACAGCGAGCCUCGAGCAAGUAUUGACGUCAUCAACAGACCAGUCAGCAGAUAUAUGUGGGCGAGAAUUAGCAGAUGAAAUGGAAUCUUUAAGGCAUAUUCUACCAAAUAGCACCAAAACCCCGGUAGAAAUUUUGGCUUAUCUGUCCACUAAUGAAAGAUACACUGCUUUCCCAAACUACUUUGUUGCACUCAGAAUAUUUUUAACAAUACUCGUAACUGUGGCAUCUGGUGAAAGAAGCUUCUCGCGCCUGAAACUUAUCAAGAAUUUCUUGAGGUAAACAAUUCUUGAAGAUAGAUUGAACAAUUUGGCAAUUCUUGCUAUUGAGCGUGAUCUAUGUAGGAAACAGAAUUUUGAUGAUAUACUGUAUGACUUCGCUACACGCAAGGACUUUGUACUUAGUAAAGAAUGAAUAAAAGGCAAAGAUGAAUUUAUUUUCUAAUACAAAAUCUUAAUUUUCACUUAUUAUCCUUAUCCCUACCCAGACUGGGCCCCGCGCAAUCCGUUUCGCAUAGGGCCCUGCAAUUGUUAGGGCGGCCCUGAUUAUAGUGAUAGUGGAAAAAUCAUCCAUCCCUGUGGUGUUACAGCCCAUGUAGGGCUUUGGCCUGCCUCACCUGUUCCUCUCAUUCAGACCUAACUGCUGCUUUUCUUUUCCAUGCUUGGAUUCCCAGCUGCUUUAGAUCUUUUUUUUCCACAUCACCCAUCCAUCUAAGCCUAGGUCUGCCUUUGAGCCGUUUUCCUCUGGGGUUUUGGUGGUACACUCUCUUCACGCCUUUGUCAUUUGGCAUUCUAUCUCAGUGUCUCACCCAGUGUAGACCGUCUUUUUUUAAUUUCUGCUACUAGCAUGGGAUCCUAAUAUAGACUGUACAUAUCCAUGCCUUUGGUCAGUUUGGUUGUGAGUGAUUCCAUCUGAUGAGUUAACUUUAUGUAUAUUUUUGUGUGGAAAGUUGGUGCUGCUAACUGUCAUUCCUUUUCCUUAAGGAAAGUCUUUGAGUCGGAUCCCAUUGUCACUGGAUACUUCAUGUAGACUCUCCUUGCCAAUAGUUGACAUAAACACUUCUUCUUUCCCUAUUUUGGCAUUACAGUCACCAAUCACUGUUUUAAUAUCAUGUCGUGAUGCCUCAUCAUACAUCUUUUCCAGUGUCUCAUAAAAAAAUUCUUUUAUCUGACCUUCCGUAUCUUCGGUGGGAGCAUGAACAUUUAUGAAUGUUAUAUUAAACAUUUUUCCUUGCACAAGCAAAGAGCACAAUCUCUGGUUUAAAAUCUAUGACUGCACUAACGGCUUCUUUCUUCAUAGCAAAUCUUGUUCCAAGAGUGUUAGUGUUUUUUCCACUAUAAAAUAUGGUGUAGUCUUUUGUCUUGAGGAUGUCUUCAUUUGUUCAUAGAAUUUCUUGCAGUGCAGCAAUAGAGAUUUUAUAUUUAAUUAGUUGAUAUAUUAGGUUGGCUAAAGCUUCUGUUCAACACAGGCUUAGUACGUUCCAAGUCGCAAUCCAAAAAUCAUGUCCAUAUCCAGCCAUUAGUCGAUUUCAAUUAGAAUCAGUCCAGGUUUUUUUUGUUGUUUGGUUUUCGUAUUGUGUAUUUGUUUAUAUGGCCGGGUUUUUAGUCCUGCGCACAACCAUCUGGGGGGCUGCCCCUUACAGCUCUCUGGAUAGCUCCCUUAAUUUUUGGGUAAGGUUCCCUAGCCUUCGUUGAUCCCUCCUCUUCCUGAAAGGCAGUAGGUUCUGAUUUUGGUCCGGCCCUAGGUGUUUUAUUUACCCAGUACUCACCAUAUCUGGUGGGCUUUCCCCUAUCCACCACCUGGGGAGGCGCUCGAUUCAGCAUCAGUAUCUACGCACAAUGAUUCAUAUGGUGCUCACAAUAGCCAUGUUAACCUGGAUCUUCCAGACAUUUUCUUAUGUGCAAAACUGAUAACCCCAGUGCUCACAUUUUUGUGACCCCAGUCAAACACAAUUAAACAAUCAAUUUGAUUGUUAAGAUAUGAAACUUACAUUUUUAAAAUUUUUGUACGUUCAAGUUCAUUGACAGAGUCCAUUGUGGCCGUCCUUCCACGGAUGAAAUGUCCACACCGGAUUGAGCCCCAUCAAAUUCAAGGCUUGGAUUUCAUCCACAUUUUUCCAGUUGUACAAGUGAGCAGCGUCAAUAUUUACUGUUUGAGAUAAUAAUAAUAAUAAUAAUUAGUGGUCUUAUAUAGCACCUCCCUUAUGUCAACACCUACUCAGAUAAACCUUGCACAAGUUGAAAAUGAAGAAAGGUGCAAACAUUGAUCAUUUUGUUCCUUUAUUUAUUUCACAUAGUGGCUGGUGAAGAGAGCUAUAGAAACAAGGGAAGAGAUGGGAGAUUACAUUCGUGCAUUUUCCAUCUCUCAAUUCAGCAAAAAUCACAAGAUGCCUGAGGUAAUUAAGGAUUUUUUGUUUGACAGAAAUAUAAGGGAAAGCUUUAAAAUAAGGAAGUUAGUUCAAAGAAGAAUCUGUCUAAUAGUUACAUUUUGUCUCUCCGCCCACACUAAGCACUUCCAACCUAGCCUAUCACACAAAGAGUUUUCAGAUCCCUAAUGUAAUCCACAUAAUGUUAUAAUCACAAUAUCUUUCUAUAUAUAUUUCAGCUCACCAUAAAGACAGGGAAAUAAUAUUUUGGGAUUAGAAUUAAUCUUUGUUGUAGUGCAGCUUAGCUUACCUUGACCUCUUUGUUGAACACAAAUACAGUACUUUUAAUUUUUGUUUAUUGCUAUCUCAAGGUCACCGUAACUUGUUCUAUGUAAUCUGUCUCCAAAGUCUAAUCAUACCACUCUACAUGUAACCUUGUUAUCUCUUUUUCUAAGCCCAUCUUACAUUUUAGGGUCUUGGUGAAAAAAAUUACUUGGUAUACUUAUUAUAUCAGCCCUCUACACUUUAAAAACAUUAUCUGUUUUGGCUGGAUAAAUGUGUGUUGGGUGCUUGAGAAUGAUGAGUCAGACUGGGAAAAUACAAUGUAUGUAACUUGUUAUCUUCAGUGAUUGAUAAUUUUGAAGAACUAUUGAGAAUACAAUUUGUCUAAUAGAAAUGCAAAUAUUGUUUAUUCUGCUUAAAUUUUUGUUCUGUUUCAAAGGAUGAAGCAUUUGAGGCACUGAAAGACAAGUCUUUAGAAACUUUAUCAAACGUGAAGGUAAUGAAGAAUGUGAAAGAAAGAAGACAAAAUGUGAAAUUAGAUGUUUUGUGGGCAGGGAUCAAUGUUCUUAGUGUCUGUCACUGCAUUUUUUUUUUUUUUAAAGCAUUUAAAUUUGGUUGCCUUUUGCUAUGCAUUCUACUAUCUGAUACAAUGCUGUACUGGAACUAUGUACUCAUGUUGGGUCAUGAUCACAUCUUUUUUUUUUUAAAUGACGGUUGUGCACUGUUAAAUCAUCUCAUGUGGAUGUGCACUGUUAUCUUAUCUCAUCUCAUGUGGAUGUGCGCUGUUGACUUACCUAAUCUCAUGUGGAUGUGCACUGUUAUCUUAUCUCAUCUCAUGUUUAAAAUUCUACAGAAUUAAUAUGAAACAUUUGAACUCAUUAAUUUUUUUUAAGGAUGCUUAUAGACCUCAGAGGCGUUAUCGUCGCCAUGAUGUUGAUAAACUCAAGGAUGAAGAGACUAGAGUCCAAUCAACGCUUCUGGAAUAUGGAAGGUUUGGAUGACUUAAUAAACUACCAGCUAUAGCCAAUUUUGAAGGACCGUUACUUAAAUGAUAUAAAUUGACCAUUAGCUCCUUGGUCGCAGGAUCUCAGCCCAUGGCACACUGGUCACAUGUGACCAUUUAAGUGUUUAAAUGCAACAGCAGCCUCAUAAAAAUUUAAGUGGUUAUAUUAUGCAACAGCAGCCUCAUAAACAUUGAAGUCCUAUACCUAUUAAUGGGGCAUUUUUUUAAUAAUAUAUAUAAAUCCAGACUAUAGGCUAUUUAUAAAUUUGGUAUUUCCAGGUGGCCAUAUUCUGCAAGCAGGUAGGGGACAUCUGUCCUAGGAAAUACAGUUCCAAAGUUCCAUAAAAGGGAAAAAAAAGUUUUUAUGUGUGAGCUGUUUUCAAUCAUAUUUAUUAUUAAAAUGUAUAAUGAUAAUUUUUAUAUUUUUUCCCCAGACAAUAUGGUGUCAUUCACACAGAGAAAGAUCAAAAGGUAAAAAUAGAAACUUGUUUAGAAUCCUAUUUUUUGUAUUUGUUAAGAUAGUGUCUUAAUUUAGUGAAUACAUCACAAUAGAUAUAGUCAUUAAAUGUUAUUUAUUUAUCGACUUCUGCAAAAUAAAAUGAUUACACCUAUGACAGUGGACCACAUUUCAUUUUUUUUAAAAUGCAUCCAUUUUCUUUUUUUUUUUAUUGACAAGUUUCAAUUUUGUUGUUGUUAAGGACGGAGCAGCUAAAAAGAAAGGUUUGCCCCCUGGCCUGACUAAAGAGACUAAUGAUGAGGAGGUUGAUGCUGAGGCUGAAGAAGAGGUGGGUCCAAUCAUGUUAAAAUGGUGACUUAAAUGUUAUAUGACGUGUAUUUAAUAUGGUUGUAUUGGUUAUUCAUAAAUACUAGAAAUAACUGCCAACAAUUUUAGUGGCAAUGCCUGAACUUCUAUGUCAAGUUACUUGACAAAGCAUGUAUUCAAGUAAAACACUCUAUAAGUCUCCCAAUUAGUGCUAGCUACUGGGAAUUUUAUUUUGCAUGCCUAUUGAACACAGCAUCACAGUCAUACAUACAUACAUGCUUAGAGAAUUAUAAUUUGUGAUAGUUGGCUAUGAAUUACAUUUUUUUUCUUCCAAAUUUGAUAGCUGGUGAAAGAUGUUUCCAUUAGUUUUACAAUGAUAGCUGAUCAAAGAUGUUUCCAUUAAUUUUACAAUUCCUAAAUAUUUUAGUUUUAAAAUAAAAACAUAGAAAAAAAACAACUCAUUUAAGUGUAUUAAAUUUUAGCGCAUCAAAGCCUUGAUGAGUGGCAUGUCUGCCAUGGAAACACAAGAGGUGAGUUCUACAAUAUAAAUUUUCAUUGUAUUUUGUCUUCAGUUAACAAGCAAGGUGCACAAUCCCUUGAAAACUCACACUAAAAUAUGGAUGUUCUUUUUUCUCCACUAUUAAAUCGGGACUAAAUUUUAAAAAAAAAUAACAGUUAUUGAUUUUGUUAAAUCAUUCCAAAAUAUAAAUAUGCAGAGUUGGUUGUUAAGAUGAUCCCAUAAUUAAAAUAGGUUUUGCUUACAUUCUACUAAUUAAACAAUAUCCUUCCACAUUGCAUGCCAUCAUGCUAAGGAAGGGGGAGAAAGAUACAAAAUUAGGAAAUGCAUUUCUUCAUUUUGGAAAAACAUAUCUAAAUUUUGGAAACUUUCACUUAGUUGAGUGGCUUUAAUUGUCCUUUCAUGAAUCUAGUCUUUUUGAUGUGGGCAUUGUUUAAUGUUGCUUAAAAUAUAUUUUUUUAAAAAUAAAAGAUAAAUCAGUUUGUUUUCUUUUGAACCAAACAUUUACUAAAUAAUUUGCUGUGCUAUUAAAAUAUGUUUAUUUUGGUUUUGACACCAAUGUAUGCCGCUUGCUAUUUAUUUUUAAUUUAAAUGUGAUUAGCUGUUGAUUUUUAUCAUAGUUUCUAGCAUAACUCCCAAAGUGGGCAGUAUUGCUCCCAGGGUUGGCGGGAUGCCCGGGGAGGGGGGGGGAGGCGGUAAAUUGAGCUGUGGAUUUAGGGGGCUGUUGGGACCACCUAAAGGGGCGGUGAUGGGUUAUAUCAGAAAAACUGUUUGAAAACAAAAUUAUAUAAAAUUUGAAAAACAGAUGCAUAACUAUGUCUUGAAAAGAGUCAGGAAUAGACAUGAGUCAAACAAUGCAAGUGUCAUGUAUAGACGUGAGUCAAACAAUGCAAGUGUCAUGUAUAGACAUGAGUCAAACAGUGCAAGUGUCAUGUAUAGACAUGACUCAAACAAUGCAAGUGGCUGUUAACAACAAGAAAUAUUUACUAAGUAAGGAAUAAUCAAUAUACUGUGCAAAAGAAGGGAAUGCAAAUUAAAGAGGAGCAGCCAAAAUAUUUUUCACUAAAUUCUCUAGAAGCAGAAAUAAAUUAAAUCAUAACGCCUAUUUUCCCUGGUGAUAAGGGUAAAUAUUGAUUGUUAUCAUUGCCAGGUUUUGCAAUCUCACACAAGAAAAAAAUUAUUUUACACUUAUAGAAUGCAAAACAUUGCCUGAGUUGGCCUUUUAUGUCUGUUUACAUGUAAGUUUAUAAGUCUUGUUAUUUGACACUGGUAUUGUUUGAGACGCUGCUUCCCUCAGUGCCAGCUCCUAAGUCAUAAACAUGACUUAUUCUCAGAAAUAUUUGCAGAUUGAAAUGAAAUGAUAUUGAAAUUAAAUGGGAGAUGAUGUCAAUCGUAUUAAAAACAAAGAAAUAAACCUUACUUUCAGAUCUAGAUUAACUCUGUUCAGUAGAGAUAUUGGCUAAUAUCUAACCCCGUUGGACUUGGAACUGAUGGGAUGAUAAAUCAGUGGCAUCACUAGGGUACCCAGUGCCGUUACUAGGGUUACCCAGUGUGUCACUAGGGUUACCCAGUGUUUUCACUAGGGUUACCCAGUGGUGUCACUAGGGUUACCCAUUGCCGUCAAGGCAUGGUGCCACUCUCCCACUUUUCAGACUUUUCAUGGAUCUCACUGAGUCUGCCUCCUCAGUUGAAACCCUGCUCAGGUGGCAACCUUUUCUGUUUUUGUUACCUUCUCUGGUUGCAACCUUCUCUGAUGACACAUUGCUCUAUCUUGUGAUUCUCUGAUGACACAUUGCUCUAUCUCGUGACACCCUGCUCUGUUGGCAGCCUUCUCUUGUGAAAGCCUUAUCUUGUGAAAGCCUUCUUUGGUGACAGCAUGCUCUGGUGGCAACUUUCUCUUGUGGCAGCCCACAUGCUCUGGUGGCAGCCUGCUGUGGUGACACCCUGAUCUGUUGAAACCCUGUUCUGGUGCAACCUGCUGUGGUGACACCCUGAUCUUGUUACACACUGCUCAUCUAUUAUAAUGAGUUCUUAUUUUGAACAGACUUGAGCGUACUCUGUCAAAUUGGCAAUUUUUUAUUUUGUGUCGCUCUUUGCUUUCCACACCCCUAGUGACAUUACUGCUUAAAAUAUCCCGUGACCAUUUUACUUUGGUACAUAAAAUUGUAUUAGAGCUAUUUUUGGGACCUUCUCUAUUGGAAACUUUAGAUGGGGUGAACAUCCAUUUUUAGCUGCAUAUGCAUUUGGUUGUUUUGAUUAAUAGCUGAUUCAGAGCUGUAGCCAAAGCUUCAGAAAUUCUCAUGUUAUUAUUAUGUACUGUGGAAAGUAGUUGAGGAGCUCUGUUCUUACUUUAUGCCAAGCCAAGAAAUAUAAUCUAUGUUUAUGAAAAUUUGAAUUAAGAGUGUUUUUAAGUUACCUCAAACUAGACUGAACAAAUAGUAUAACUUUCCUAAGCCAAUCCAAAGCAUGCAGUAAACGUAACUGACAGAUGUAGUAGAAAUUUACAUUCUAUUUCUAAGUGCCUAAUCAUAAUUCUUCUUUAAAAAGCCUGUAGUAUUGAUGGAUAAAAAAAUAUGUAUGAUUUUUGUGUGCUUUUAAUGAAAUAUUUUUAAAAUUUAAAGAGGUUCUUCUUAAACUACACAUGGUUUAUCAUGAGAUAUCCAUUUUCACAAAUCUAUUUUAUCACUUGUGUCAGUCAAGAAAAUGCAUGUCUGUGUAUUGAUGUUUGUUUUGCAUGUUUGUAUUUUCUGACAAUUCCCAGGGUAAAGUAACGGCCAGUGCAGUAGGAUCCAUAGUGGGGAUGAAAUCACAAGAGAUCCAGCAAAUGGCAUCAGAAUAUGCCCAGAAAGUAAGGCACAUUUUUCUUUGACUUUAUCUACUGUGGCAUCUUGCAUUAAAAAAUCUACUGCACUAAUAAAUUUGUGUUGCCACUUUUUCCACAGUGUAAUAUGAAGAAAAUAGUUGUUAAAAAUAUUUUUAACGAUUACUUUGAAACAGUGUUUGGUCCAACAGUAAGUUUAAAAUAUAAGAAAUGCUGAUGAUUUUAGUGCCAAAUUUAAAGAAUGAUUGUUCUUGAAAUUGGACACCUUUUUAAAUAAAGAUCCUUUUUCAAUUUCAAAUCUAAAGUUUUAUUAUAGAUAUGUAAAAACUUAAGUAUAAUAUGUUAUAACCAAGCAGUUAAAAAAUAUAAAUAUCAUUAAAAUAAUUUUUCCCCCAAUGUCCAAUAAUAAUGAAAAUAUUAACCAAAAAAUAACAAAACAAAUUUUCUUUAUCAUCAUUAAUCUGCAGUUCAAUGGAGACACGAAUGUCAUUUUUGUGUGAGAUCUAGUGUGAGCUUUGCACAUAAUUAUGAAAUGUAAAACUAUGAUUCUAUGUUUUAAUUCUGCUGAUUUUAAUUAGUUAGUUGAAUGGAAUAGCAUAAUAAAUGGGGGAGGAGUAGCAUAAUAAAUAGGGGAAUAAUAUGAAGAUGUGAAUCCUUUAAUAAAAUAAUUUAAAAAAACGUUUUGUAUGGAGUGAAGAAAAUAAAAAAGAAUUUUGGGAGAAAAAAAUAAGAAUAAACCAAGUGGGAUUUUCGCCCGCAAUAAGUACUCUGAAAUCCUUUAAUUAAAUAAGAUUUUUAAUGGAUUGGUUAUAUCAUAAUGUUUUUUUUAUUAGAAUAUGAUACAAAACACCCCCUAAAUGAAUUUUUGUAUUUAAAAACCCUUAAAUGUUUUCUGUUAUAUCAUUACUUAGUUCUGCUACUUCUUUUAAACUUAUCUCCUAUAAUGUUUUGUUACUGCCCUUGUUCUUGCCUUUUAAAAUAAAUGCAAUUAUAAAUUCUCAAUUUUUGUAAACAAACAUUUUCCAAAUGUUGCUGAUUCUUCAAUGACAUUUAUUCAUGACAGAUUGUAUUGGUAACAUAUGGGUGGUAGUAGAUGCUAUUUACUCCUUAAGAAUUUGUCUCAUUCUCAUUCACAUCUUAGUGUUUGGAUCAGAAAAAUUAGGUUGUGUAAAUUUCUGGAAGUGUUUAUUUUUUCCCUUUUCAAUGACUUUCUCCAGCAAGCAGAGAUAGAGCAGAUGGAAAAACAAGAGCGCCAAGGUGGUGCCCAACAACACAAGAGAUUAACCAGUGCUCUCAAGAAACAGAUAGAGCUACAACAGAGCAAGCUGGAUGAGGUCAGUAGUGAAAACUGAUGAGUCAGUGCUGGAUGACAAUAAAAGGAAUAAGUUUUAAUUUUUCUUCAGUGUCUGUCAGUGCAUUGUCAUAGAGCUCGAUUACUCCAUCUGCAGUUUUAAUAGAAGCAUAUAUUAGAUACCUUUUAUUUUUCAAAUGAGGCCUACAUCCAAGAUGGCUGCUUCUUGUUAUUAAAAGAUUGGGGACUUAAGUAAAUAUUGUUAUAAUCCUGGAUACAGUGAUAUACUUUAGGUUUUGAGCAUAUUUGUACUGACUCAUCAAAAUUAUUUUGACUUCACUAUUACUAUUAGAUCUAGUUAAAGUUCUACCAAACCUAUUACAGCAGCUUUGAGAUUUCAGUAGAAAUUUAUCAAAUCUAUUGCCUCCUGUUCAUUUUUAAUGGGUUUACUUCAAGCCAUCUUAGUUGGGAAAAUGUAAAAACAAAUUCUGUUUACCAUAACUGCAGACAAGUAACAAAAUAAAUAAUUUAAAAAAAAAUAUUUCACAACACAACGUUUAGUUUAAUGUAGGCCUAAUGUACAAAUCAUGGCACUAUUGAGAUUAUUGCUCACCAGGUGGCAACAAAACACAAAGAGCUCCAUGCUGCCUAUGUGGAAACUAAACAAAAACUGGAGGAAGUUCAACAGCAAAGUUCUACCAUUGAUACUGAGAUGGAGAGACUUGCUGAGAUAGAGGCUGGAGAAAACCAGGGGUCAUUAUUACGCCUUUAUCCUUUUUUUUAAAAAUGGCACUCAAGUUUUCAAGAAAUUCAUUAAUCUUAUAAAUUCUAAAGAAAAUUUUAUCAUAAAAUUUAAUUGAAUAUUCUUCAAUUUAAUUUGUUGAAAAUGAGUCUUCACAGCUUUUCUAUUGAAUUUUACUCAUGAUACCCUUUUUUAAGAAAUUUUAAGGCACUUGUGUUGAAUUGUAUAAAUAUGUAUGUGUUAUCAUGCCACAUUUCUGUUUGGUUUCAUCAGCAUCCUUCAGACACUGCGAUCACUCGUAGCAAUGAAUGAAAAUUUGAAAAAACAGGAGCAGGAAUUUAAAGCCCAUUGUAAGGUGAGCGCUUUGGUUAAAUGUGAGAGCUUUGGUGAUAUGUGAAAGCUUUGGUUAAAUGUGAGAGCUUUAGUUAAAUGUGAGCACUUUGGUGAAAUGUGAGAGCUUUGGUUAAAUGUGAGAGCUUUGGUUAAAUGUGAGAGCUUUGGUUAAAUGUUAAAGCUUUGGUGAAAUGUGAGAGCUUUGGUUAAAUGUGAGAGCUUUGGUUAAAUGUGAGAGCUUUGGUUAAAUGUUAAAGCUUUGGUUAAAUGUGAGAGCUUUGGUGAAAUGUGAGAGCUUUGGUUAAAUGUGAGAGCUUUGGUUAAAUGUGAGAGCGUUUGUUAAAUGUGAGCGCUUUGGUUAAAUGUGAGAGCUUUGGUGAAAUGUGAGAGCUUUGGUUAAAUGUGAGAGCUUUGGUUAAAUGUGAGAACUUUGGUUAAAUGUGAGAGAAUCAGCUAACAUCAGGUAAGAGGGUAAAAUAAUUUUGAUUAUUCAAUCAUUAAAAAUUAGUGGAAUAUCAAACUAAAUGGUCGUUUUUUUAUUUAUAUAUUUUAUUGUUGUACUUCCAGGAGGAAAUGACUAGACUGAAAGAAAACAUUGAGAAGUUGAAGGAAGAAGGAGAUGAAGCAGAUUCAGAGGAUAAGGUAAUUUAAUAUGUAUUUACUUUGGUCAGGCUUAAUAAAAAUAAUAAAAAAAAGAGACAUGAUAUCUAUAAUUUAAAAAAAUACCAAAUGGAAAGGAAUUGAAAUUUUCUUGCCUCUUUGUUGAGCUCAGCCUGGCCCACUAAAUUGUCCCUUUUCAACAGAUUGCACUACAUGAGUCCUGCUCACCACACACCCCAUGGCAUUGGGGUUAGAAUGGAAUUAAAAUUUAUUGAAUGUGUGUUCAUUUCUGAAAAAAUAACAUGUUUUAAUGAGUACAGUUUAAAACUUGACCAUCAAUUUAAUGAGUACAGUUUAAAACUUGACCAUCAAUUUCAUGAGUACAGUUUAAAACUUGACCAUCAAUUUCAUGAGUACAGUUUAAAACUUGACCAUCAAUUUCAUGAGUACAGUUUAAAACUUGACCAUCAAUUUCAUGAGUACAGUUUAAAACUUGACCAUCAAUUUCAUGAGUACAGUUUAAAACUUGACCAUCAAUUUCAUGAGUACAGUUUAAAACUUGACCAUCACUGUUGUUUUAGGAAAGAGUGAACCUGAUUGACAAACAGUAUAAUGCUGAUAAAGAAAAGUUGCACAAGAUCCGUCUGUUACUUGUAAGUAAAACUGUAUGCUGCUUUAAAAAUUUUAUGUAAUUCAACAACUCUUUUUAUAUCCGUUUAUUUAAGGCAGUUAUCUGCCCUCUUAACUAACUAUUGUGUGAAAAUAACAUUUAACAAAACAAGCCACCUAACUUUGGAAUAAUUUAGUAAUGUCUCAAAGAAAACACAAUAGUAUUUAACAAUACAUUCUUCAGUUUCUUUUCAAUUUAAUUUCAAAUAAUUCAAUGCAAUUUCUUUAUUGACUUCUGUAAUAAAAUGCAGAGAGACAAUCUUAGCCACUUCUAGUCUUGAUUGAUUUAUUUCCCCAGGCCAAAAAAAAUCGUGAAAUUUCAGCACUGCAGAGAAAGAUUGAUGAAGUACCCUCUAGAGCAGAACUCAGUCAGUACCAGAGAAGAUUUGUGGAGCUUUACAACCAAGGUAGGCAUCCAGCUGAAAAAAUAGACCAUGUUAUGUCCUGUCAUAAAGACCAUGUGGUGUCCUGUCAUUAAGACCAUGUGGUGUCCUGUCAUAAAGACCAUGUGGUGUCCUGUCAUAAAGACCAUGUGGUGUCCUGUCAUAAUUGACCCCAAUGGGGAUUAAGCAUAUGCUCCGCCCUAUUUGCUGAUGACUUUGAUAAACGUGCUUUGAUACCUUUUUAGAGAGAUGCUGCAGCUUUCAUUUCAUUUAUUAUAUUUUAAUCUGAUCACCUUAUUGAAUAAGUUGAAAUUUUAGUUAGUUGAAGAAUCGGUGGUCGGCAGUUUGUUGUCCUGAAAGAUACCAUUAAACUGGAGCUUUCAGAAUACAAGAAUGUUUGCAUUCAAAACAAUUAAUGUCAAUGUUAAGUCUGGCACGUUCCACCCAAAGCCACUGAUUCAUGACCUCUAAUGUAAAUGUUAUUCCACAAACUAAAAACCAUUCCAGGGAUUAAUUUAGGGAUAGUGACCGAGGGCCCUUGUGUAUGGCAUUGCAGUUAUUGGGUUUAUUUCUGUCCCCAGUUUCAUCCAAGCACACUGAAACUAAACAGUUCUUUACCCUCUACAACACUUUGGAGGAUACCAAGACAUACUUAAAUAAAGAAGUACGUUUUUUUUUUAUAUUGGCUGCAUGAAUUUCUUAAAUAACAUGCAUAGUAAAACAGAUUUUUUUUAUGGUAAAGAUUGAAUAAAUUUUACUAAAAAAUAUUGUGUAAAUUUACUUUUAUUUUCAUUUUGAAGAAAAGUUUAUAUGUACAUAAUUUGGAAUAUGCAUUUUUUAUUAAUUUUAUUAUAGUUAAAAACAUUUUAAAACCAUUUUCAGGUUCAGCUUUUGAAUUCAAUUCAUGAUAACUUUCAAACGUAAGUAACAAUUAAUGCCUUUUACAUCCUUUUACGGCUUGAAAUAUUCAUUUUUGAUUGAUUUUGACUGUACCAUUUCUUUUUAUAAGUUUUGUCUUAUAGCUAAUAAAGCCAUUUAUUUUGUUUGUUUAAAAAAAAUUUAAACUUGACAUUUUUUAAAAUCAGUACAGUAAUUUUUAGAAACAUUUUAAACCAAAUGCCAAAUUUGAGCAGGUGUGAACCUAGCUAUUGAAUAUGUAGAAAAACUGUAACUAAACCUAUCCUGCUUUUAUGAAAUAUACAGAAAGUCUAGAUAUCCACUUUUUAAAAAUAGUACAGCAGCUAAUUUUUUUUCACUCAAUAAUUUUUAAAAAUUUCAAAUUGUAUAAUUCUCUUCUCAUAUUGAUAUUUUUUCCAUUUGUUCAGAGCUAUGUCAUCACCAAACAAUAAAGAGGCUUUCCUUAAGCAAUUUGAGCAAAUUGUUGAAGGGGUCAAACAAAACAAGGCUAAGGUUUGUUUAAAAGAAUUUUACUAAUAAACUAUAUUUCAUUAGACACAGAAUGCAAUUAAAAUUUUAAAAAAAGAUAACAAACUUGAAUGAUUUUUUUUGUUGAUCAGGAUUUUUCUUUGAGCAAAUCUAAAUUUUAAAUAUUUUAUUUGAUGUAGACUUCCCCUAUCUUAUCCUUUGAACAGGCUGAGAAGAAGAGACAAGAGGAGAAAAUGAAGAGAGACCAGUUCAGUGACCAACAUCUGGACCUAGUUGAGAAACAGAGACUCUACUUCAAGACUGUCAAAGACUUCAAGGAGGAGUGUCGUAAGAAUGAAAUACUGCUCUCGAAGCUGCGCAGCGGUUAGCAUUUAGUUACUGGAAGCAGGGGUAGCUUUUAGUUACUGGAUGUAGCAUUUAGUUGCUGGAUGCAGCGGGUAGCAUUUAGUUGCUGGAUGAUAUCUAAAUAAUUUAUAAAUAAACAAAAUACUUUAGGAAUAUUAUUUUUCAUUCUAUGAGUAUGUAACUCAUUGCAAUAAUUUAUUGGUAAAUGUAAAACUAUUUAAAUUGUCUUAUCCUUUCAUGCAAAAGAAAAACAACAAUUUUGGCAUUACAUAUUAAAAUAUCCAAUCAAUACUCUUAAUUAUGUAAUUUUUUCCUCUAUAUGUACUUACUUGCUUUUUGAAUUUUAUAUAUUCAUGUUUUUCAAAAGUUUUACUGAAUACUCUGUGGAUAUUGAAAUGUUCUUUUUGGUUCUCAUGGAUCAGCUAUAACAUUGCACAUAAACGGCAAUAAAUGAAAAUAAUUUCAUGUGUUCAGCUCUGUGUAGCUGAUGUGGCUAGUAUCAGCUAUUUCUAGAACUAUUAUAAGCUAUCUGUUCACAACUUUCAUAACCAUUGGUUGAGGAGCUUUUUUGUGAUAUUUUCUUACAUCACUUUAUUGACCCAAAUGACCAGGGCUGGAUAAAAUGCUAGUCUAAUAUGUUUUUGUAUAUUAUUCACUAAUAUAAAAUAAUGUCAUUUGUUAUAGAAAUAAUUUAAGGAGACCUCCCAACAAGGGUGCUUGAUUUGCCUGUUACUGCUGAGUAUUGUUUAAUUUGAAUUGAAAUGUUUACAUAUAUAAAAAAUAAUCCUUACUUGUUUCCAAUAAUUGUUUUAAUAUGAUUAAAUAUAAUUUAUUUAUUAUUGAUAACCAUAUGUUAAUAAUUCAGAUGUCACAAUAAAAAUGUUCAUGAUG